Molecule: messenger RNA, 608 nt
Organism: Anoplophora glabripennis (Asian longhorned beetle)
Lineage: Eukaryota; Metazoa; Arthropoda; Insecta; Coleoptera; Cerambycidae
Gene: Rpb8
Product: DNA-directed RNA polymerases I, II, and III subunit RPABC3
Exons: 4
Coding region: 92-550 (152 amino acids)
Biological process (GO): DNA-templated transcription
Cellular component (GO): RNA polymerase I complex; RNA polymerase III complex; RNA polymerase II, core complex
Molecular function (GO): DNA-directed RNA polymerase activity
Source: RefSeq, a predicted model, not a curated record
AAGUCAAAAGUUUGUGUAUACAAAGUGGUCCAAAUAUUUAAACGUCGGUGUGUAUUUUUCAUUUAUAAUAAUUAUUAAAGUAUAGACAAUAAUGGCAGGAGUUUUAUUUGAAGAUAUUUUUAACGUCAAAGAUAUUGAUCCAGAAGGCAAAAAAUUUGAUAGGGUCAGUCGAUUGCACUGCGAGAGCGAAUCCUUCAAGAUGGACUUAAUAUUGGACAUCAACUCGUGGCUGUAUCCGAUGGAGCUGGGUGACAAGUUUCGACUGGUUUUGGCCACGACCCUGCGUGAAGACGGUUAUCCCGACAGCGGCGAUUGGAAUCCGCAGGGAUUGGAAAGCGAAGGUUCCAGAGCCGACAGUUUCGAGUACGUGAUGUCCGGAAAAGUCUACAGAAUCGAAGGAGACGAAGCAGCGUUGGAACCUUCCAGUCGAUUGGCCGCCUAUGUGUCAUUUGGAGGGCUCCUGAUGAGGCUGCAAGGGGACGCGAAUAACUUGCAUAGUUUUGAGGUGGACCAGCAUAUGUACUUACUGAUGAAGAAGAUUUUUAUGUAAUUUUCGCCAAAUUUUGUACAGUAUAAGUUAAUAAACAUUUUUUAUUAAAAAAGUUUUA